This is a messenger RNA of Uranotaenia lowii, 1543 nucleotides long. It is a transcript of the gene Cdc37, whose product is annotated as hsp90 co-chaperone Cdc37. Gene Ontology annotation, cellular component: cytoplasm. Lineage: Eukaryota; Metazoa; Arthropoda; Insecta; Diptera; Culicidae. The record is from RefSeq and is a predicted model, not a curated record. Gene Ontology annotation, molecular function: protein-folding chaperone binding; heat shock protein binding; protein kinase binding. The coding region runs from base 140 to 1264 and encodes 374 amino acids. Gene Ontology annotation, biological process: protein folding; protein stabilization. The transcript has 3 exons.
GAAAAACCUCACGCUUUGUUUUGUAUUCGCAUCGAAACAUUCUAGAAAAAAACGGAAGGAUACGCUACAAAAUUUUCUUAUCUCGUGUUUUUCUCACGAAUAAUUUCGAAAUUUCACAGUAAUUGUACAAACAAAAGCAAUGGUCGACUACAGCAAGUGGAAAAAUAUCGAGAUUUCGGAUGAUGAAGAUGACACUCAUCCCAAUAUCGACACCCCGUCUCUAUUCCGAUGGCGUCAUCAGGCUCGGGUCGAACGGAUGAAGGAACAGGAAGAGGAGAAGCAGAAAAUUACCGAAAAGAAAAAGACCACGGAACAGAAGUUGAAGGAGUUGAAGACUAAAAUUGAUCACAAGGAAGGAAAUCUGGAUGAGCUGAAAAAAAGCCUAGAGGAGCUGGAAAAGGAACAGAAACGCAUGAAGGAUGCGGAAGAGGAGCUCAAGAAGAAGGAAAAACUGCAGCCGUGGAAUGUCGAUACCAUUAGUAAGGAUGGAUUCCAGAAGACGGUCAUCAACAAAAGUGCUAUUAACAAAAAGCAGGAACUGACGGAAGAUCAAAAGGAGAUGAACCUGAAGGAUUUCAUCAAAAAGUACGAGAAAAUACUGAAGCAAUACGGAAUGAUGCAGAAGUAUGAAGAUUCCAAAAAGUUCCUACGUGACAAUCAUCAGCUGGUUUGCGAGGAUACUGCAAAUUAUCUGGUUAUCUGGUGUAUCGAACUGGAGAUGCAGGAAAAACACGAACUGAUGGCUCACGUUGCCCAUCAGUGCAUCUGUAUGCAGUACAUCAUUGAUAUUGCAAAACAAUUGGAUGUUGAUCCGCGAGCCUGCGUUGAUUCGUUUUUCCAGCGCAUCCAGGUUGCCGAUGCUGAGUACAAGAACCAGUUCAUUGCGGAGAUUGAAGCCUUCAAGGAGCGCAUUCGAAAGCGGGCCGAGGAAAAGAUUGCGAUUGCGAUCGCUGAACAGGAAGAAGAAGAACGACUGGCCAGAUUGGGACCGGGUGGUUUGGAUCCGGUGGAAGUGUUCAAUACGCUACCCAAGGAGAUGCAGGACUGCUUCGAGUCACGUAACAUUGCCAUGUUGCAGGAGGUUAUUGCCAAGAUGCCGGAGGAGGAAGCUCGCUAUCAUUUGAAGCGUUGCGUUGAUUCGGGCAUGUGGGUGCCAGAUGGUGGCAAAAAGGCUGAAGGCGAAGAGGGCGGUGCGGAAGCGGAAGCCGAAGGGGAAGCCAGCGCCGAGGAAACUACAGAAGCAGACAAACCGGCAGCCAUAUAAUUUAACAUUUAAGGAAGAGACAUACUUUUAGAUAUGUAUUUCCUUCUGGCAGGGAUAGUAUGAAAUAACUUGAUCAGUAUCAUUUCUGAAUCCUAAAAGAAUUUUGAGCAUUGGCUUUCUUUUCGGAUGAAAUUCCUUCCAUCAAACAACCACAUGUGAAAGAUUAGCAGCACCGUCUUCUAUAAAUUUGAACAAACAAAUACUGUCUGAAUCAUACAUUUUAUACUAGCAAUAUUCUAUUAAUGUAUGUUGAAUAAAUCUCGUGUAUUAGUAACAAAA